Messenger RNA from Rosa chinensis, 1238 nucleotides. Its product is annotated as short-chain dehydrogenase TIC 32, chloroplastic. The transcript has 8 exons. The coding region runs from base 1 to 954 and encodes 317 amino acids. NCBI's taxonomy places the organism in Eukaryota, Viridiplantae, Streptophyta, Magnoliopsida, Rosales, Rosaceae. The record is from RefSeq and is a predicted model, not a curated record.
AUGGGACUCUUUAGCAAGAAAGGGCCUUCUGGGUUUUCUUCAACUUCCACAGCAGAGGAAGUUACGCAAGGGAUUGAUGCAACUGGUCUUACUGUCAUUGUUACAGGAGCCUCUAGUGGUAUUGGCACUGAGACAACGCGUGUUCUUGUGUUGCGUGGUGCUUAUGUGGUCAUGGCAGUGAGGAACAAGGAUGCUGGUAUAAAUGUCAAAGAAGCAAUUCUCAAAGAAAUUCCGGAUGCUAAAAUUGAUGUCACGGGGUUAGAUCUCAGCUCAAUGGCAUCUGUAAGAAAAUUUGCAGAAGAGUAUAAUUCCAAAGGCCUUCCAUUGAAUAUCCUUAUUAACAAUGCAGGGGUUAUGGUAGAUAAAUUCAAGCUAUCUCAAGACAACAUAGAACUCGAUUUUGCAACUAACCAUUUAGGUCAUUUUCUUCUCACAAAUCUUCUGUUAGAGAACAUGAAACACACAUCGAGAAAAAGCAGCAUAGAGGGGAGAAUUGUUAAUGUAUCAUCACUUGGCCAUAGAUAUACAUACCGUGAAGGAAUUCGUUUUGAAAUUAUUAAUGACAAAUCAAGAUACAAGUCAUACAAAAACUAUGUUGCUUAUGCAGAAUCCAAGCUCGCCAACAUAUUGCAUGCUAAUGAGCUUACAAGGCGCCUCAAGGUAAAAGGGUUCAGUGCUAAUUCUCUUCACCCUGGAACAAUUCGCACCAAUAUUAUGCGUAAUGAUAUCAGCGUAAAGUGUCUUCUUAAGGUGCUCCGGCUAAUAUUUAUUAGCAAAACUAUUCAGCAGGGAGCAGCAACCACAUGCUUUUUGGCACUGAAUCCACAAGUUAAGGGAGUAAGCGGCGAAUACUAUGUGGACUGUAACAUUGCCAAACCGAGCUCUCAGGCAAAUGACGCAGAUUUGGCCAAGAGACUCUGGGAUUUUAGCUUCAGUUUGACCAAUCUCAAGUAGUAGUGGAGGUUCAAGUCUUUUUCUGGGCCAUGUUGUAGGGAUCUGUAAUUCGGCACUAUUUGUUAUGAAACCAAUUGGCAGAUCACAUGGUUGUGCAUAUAGAAUAAAUGACUUUAACCCUCUUUCUCUUCAUCCUCUACAAUGGAGUGUACUGUAAAUUAGCAUAGCAAACUCACAAACUUGGCCCAUGCUUAUACAAUUCCAAGAAUUGACAAAGCACUUGAAUGCUUUUGGCAGAAAUAGUUAUCCUUGGUCGUCAAUUAAUGAUACUUCACCAGCCAACC